This is a messenger RNA of Mizuhopecten yessoensis (Yesso scallop), 735 nucleotides long. RefSeq names its product methionine synthase reductase-like. The transcript has 3 exons. Gene Ontology annotation, cellular component: cytosol. Gene Ontology annotation, biological process: homocysteine metabolic process. Lineage: Eukaryota; Metazoa; Mollusca; Bivalvia; Pectinida; Pectinidae. The coding region runs from base 112 to 681 and encodes 189 amino acids. The record is from RefSeq and is a predicted model, not a curated record. Gene Ontology annotation, molecular function: FMN binding; [methionine synthase] reductase (NADPH) activity; flavin adenine dinucleotide binding.
UUUAACAGCUCUCCUGUAGCUGACCCUGGUGUAUUGGAGGUGACCUUCAAUGUUGUGGAAAUCUCUAGUGGAAGUGGUCGUGUGUUUGACCGAAUUGGUGUGUGUACAGGAAUGCUUGACCGACUGACCAGACCUAUACAGAAGUCCUAUGGUGACCAUUGUGUAUCAUCACCAGAGGAGGACAUUUCUGAUCAAGUUGCCAGUUUACAGUUAUCACCGAUGAAGCUUCCUAUAUUUGCACGGACAAGUCAACACUUCCACAUGCCUGAUGACCUGACAGUGCCGCUGAUCUUAGUAGGACCUGGGACGGGUGUGGCUCCGUUCAUUGGCUUCUUGCGCCACAGGGAGGCCCUCCAUGCCAAGAUGGCUGAUCCUGCUUUGUACGGAGAUACCUGGCUCUUCUUUGGCUGUCGUCAUAGAGACAAAGAUUUCUUGUACAGAAGAGAGUUGGCUAGAUUUGAGGAGACUGGAAUCUUGUCAAGGAUGUGUGUGUGUUUUUCACGUGAUGAACAAGACUCUGAUAAACCGCGGUAUGUCCAGGACAAUAUCUGUAGACAUGCUGCAGAGUUAGUUCCCCUGAUCGACAAAGGGGCCAAAAUAUUUGUGUGUGGGGAUGCUAAACACAUGGCAAAGGAUGUAAAUGAGGCUGUGAUAAAGUCAAUACAGGAGGUUAAAGGUUAGUAGAGUUUAUACUACUGUUUUUACAGUCAAACAUUCUGCAAGUACCAGUUAUUU